AGAGGAGGGCUGGCGGAGACUGGUGUGGGAGAAGAAUCUGAAGAUGAUUGAACUCCAUAAUCUGGAUCACACCUUAGGAAAACACAGCUACAAGUUGGGGAUGAAUCAGUUUGGUGACAUGACGAAUGAGGAGUUCAGGCAGCUGAUGAAUGGCUAUGCACACAAGAAGUCAGAAAGGAGAUACAGAGGAUCCCAGUUUCUUGAGCCCAGCUUCCUGGAAGCGCCACGAUCAGUAGACUGGAGAGAGAAGGGAUAUGUAACUCCAGUUAAAGAUCAGGGUCAGUGUGGCUCUUGCUGGGCCUUCAGCACAACAGGAGCUCUUGAAGGGCAGCACUUCAGAAAAACUGGCAAACUUGUUUCGCUGAGUGAACAGAAUCUGGUGGACUGCUCUCGCCCUGAAGGGAAUCAAGGCUGCAAUGGCGGUCUCAUGGACCAGGCUUUCCAGUAUGUGCAGGAUAAUGGGGGAAUUGAUUCAGAGGAAUCCUACCCAUACACUGCAAAGGAUGAUGAAGACUGUCGCUACAAGGCAGAGUACAAUGCUGCUAAUGACACUGGCUUUGUUGACAUCCCUCAAGGACAUGAAAGAGCUCUCAUGAAAGCAGUGGCAGCUGUGGGUCCAGUGUCUGUUGCUAUUGAUGCAGGCCAUUCUUCCUUCCAGUUCUAUCAGUCAGGUAUCUACUAUGAACCAGACUGCAGCAGUGAAGACCUGGACCAUGGUGUUCUGGUUGUAGGUUAUGGCUUUGAGGGAGAAGAUGUGGAUGGAAAGAAAUACUGGAUUGUUAAAAACAGCUGGGGUGAGAAGUGGGGUGACAAAGGAUAUAUCUACAUGGCCAAGGACAGGAAGAACCACUGUGGAAUAGCAACAGCUGCUAGCUAUCCACUUGUAUAAUUUGAAGACUGAACAUUUCAGUGCAAGAGGGGAUUUAAACUGAAUGACCAAACCCAUGUUCACACAUGCGGUAAACUCUAUCCUUCAAAAGUCAACUUGAUUUUUUUUUUUUAAACUUUUGAAGUACAUUUUAUGUGUUGGUGAUAUGCCACUUGUUUUAAAUUAAUGUAAAUGUUGGUAUGUAAACAGCUUGUAAUAUUGCUGGCUUUUGACUGCUUAAUCUAAUAGAUUAUUCUUUGUAUUUUUUCCUUUUUCUAAAAUUGCAAUGUGCCUAAAGGUUUACUUUUUAAAUAAACACUUAAAUUCCAGUGUGUACAGA
This is a messenger RNA of Charadrius vociferus (killdeer), 1208 nucleotides long. It is a transcript of the gene CTSL, whose product is annotated as cathepsin L. The record is from RefSeq and is a predicted model, not a curated record. Lineage: Eukaryota; Metazoa; Chordata; Aves; Charadriiformes; Charadriidae. Gene Ontology annotation, molecular function: cysteine-type endopeptidase activity. Gene Ontology annotation, biological process: immune response. The transcript is spliced from 6 exons. The coding region runs from base 44 to 889 and encodes 281 amino acids. Gene Ontology annotation, cellular component: lysosome.